Alternaria incomplexa is the source of this 534-nucleotide messenger RNA. RefSeq lists its product as uncharacterized. Lineage: Eukaryota; Fungi; Ascomycota; Dothideomycetes; Pleosporales; Pleosporaceae. The transcript is spliced from 3 exons. Gene Ontology annotation, molecular function: transmembrane transporter activity. The record is from RefSeq and is a predicted model, not a curated record. Gene Ontology annotation, biological process: transmembrane transport. Bases 1 to 534 code for a protein of 177 amino acids.
AUGCGUCUUACUGUUGUUACCGUGCUUCUUGCCAGCACGGCAGCCAUUGCUGCGUUAUCUUACAUUCGUGAGAGGAAGCCUGAAAAGACAAUUUUUGUUCAAGAAGCCGGAAGCCUCAACAUCUCCCAUCUUCAAGUCAACAACUUCAUCGUUUCUAACAUACUCAACCCCUCCAACACGCCAACCACAUCCUACCAUGUCCCCAUCCAUCGAGCUUACCACUACUCCUCGCCCACUCCUUCUGUCACAUCAAAAUCCACACCGAAAGCCCAUGUCAUCCUCAUUGUAACCUCCCUCUACCUCGGCACCUUCCUCGUAGCCCUCGACACCAUAAUCCUCAACCCCAUCCUGCUGACCAUAAUCAAAACCUUCCACGUCCUCGACCAUCUCGCAUGGUAUGGAAGUGCGUAUCUUCUCGCGCUCACAGCGCUGCAGCCCACAUUGGGGAAACUGUAUAAAGUGGGGGAUGUCAAGAUGCUGUAUCUUGUCUCUGUGGGGGUGUUCGAAGGUACGUCGGGUGCUUUCUUGGUCUAA